AGGAGCCGGAAGUCCGGCGGGCCCCGGCGUCGAGAUGGAGGAGGGCGAGUACGAGUCGGUGCUCUGUGUCAAGCCGGAGGUCCAUGUCUACCGCAUCCCGCCGCGGGCCACCAACCGUGGCUACAGGGCUGCGGAGUGGCAGCUAGACCAGCCAUCAUGGAGUGGCCGGCUGCGGAUCACUGCAAAAGGGCAGGUGGCCUACAUCAAGCUGGAGGACAGGACCUCAGGGGAGCUCUUUGCUCAGGCCCCCGUGGAUCAGUUUCCUGGCACAGCCGUGGAAAGCGUGACGGAUUCCAGCAGGUACUUCGUGAUCCGCAUUGAAGAUGGAAACGGGCGACGGGCGUUCAUUGGAAUUGGCUUCGGGGACCGAGGUGAUGCCUUCGACUUCAAUGUCGCAUUGCAGGACCAUUUCAAGUGGGUGAAACAGCAAUGUGAAUUUGCAAAACAGGCCCAGAACCCAGACCAAGGCCCCAAAUUGGACCUAGGCUUCAAGGAGGGCCAGACCAUCAAGCUCAACAUUGCCAACAUGAAGAAGAAAGAAGGAGCAGCUGGGACGCCCCGAGCCCGGCCCGCCAGCACAGGAGGACUGAGCCUGCUUCCCCCUCCCCCAGGGGGCAAAACUUCCACCCUGAUCCCUCCUGGGGAGCAGUUCUCUGUGGGGGGGUCCCUUGUCCAGCCAGCAGUUGCUUCCAGCUCAGGAGGUGCCACCGUGUCCUGGCCGCAGCCUAAGCCUGCCACUCCUGCCACCGCCGACAUCUGGGGAGACUUCACCAAGUCCACAGGGUCGCCUUCCAGCCAGACUCAGCCAGGUGCAGGCUGGGUCCAGUUCUGACCUGAGCCCAGCUCUUCCCUCAUACAACUUCUGGAAAGGAGCCGCUGCCUCAUCUGGGCCAAACGAAGGAGGACACCGCACUCCCUGGCCAGCCUCUGUUUGGAGCAUGACUCUCCCCUCCCCGCCUUGCCUGAGUCUCCUGACAGACUGGACAUAUUAGGCAGUAAACUGGCACCGUGUCACACUGUUUCCUGGGAUUCAGGUGUGCAACCAAAACCCAGGAGAAGCAAAGCUCCAGGACCCCUGUCGCUGUCUGUGCUCCUGACGUGAGAGAGACUGAGACUGCUUCUUCCAUCACAGUGACCCGCAUUAAACACAAGCCCCCAAAGAAAAGAAGGGGUUGCGUUUGCUGCCUGGACUCAGAUCAGCCCUUCUCGGGGGUCACAGGUGUCACGUGAUCACUGUCCGAAAGCGGGGGCUUCGUGCUGUCCCAUGGGCUGCAGUCACUUCAGUCAGGGCACCUUCGGAGGAAGGAUUCUUUCCUGAUUUCGAGCAGGUUUAUAGGCUGCAGCUUGAGCAGACAAUCGGGAGGGAAAUUGGGAGUAUUAACCAGCUUUUAAAGAAUUUUUAAUAUUUGCUUUGCUAAUGUGCUGAUCUGCACUAACUUGUUGUCUUUGCAAAAGGGACUGCUCCUGCAGUAGGCCCCUGAGGGGGCCUCUGAAAGCCUUCCUCACUGGCGGCCGCAGGAGCUGCCAGAGCUGCAGGCAGCAGUGUUCAUCUCGGCCAGGAGGCCUGGUUUCUUCCCUCCAGGCCAGGCGGGCAGUGCAGGGCCGAGGCAGGCGCUGGAAGCCAGGUGGAACAGUGUUUGGGCAGGAGAGAGAGUGAAGCUGUGCUUAUGGAGGUUGGGGGUCCAGCCUUCUUGUCCGCUGGCAGCCCUCUGGGUUCCCAGGCUCACCAUGCAGUUCCUGGUGGACUUGGGUUUUCUCCCUGGUGGUUUCUGAAGUGCCUUGUCUGCAGACAACCUCUUACUUGCUUUUCUCCUUCAGGGACUGUACAUGACAGACAGAAGGAGCUCUGAGUGAACUGGAAGUCCAAGGUUGCCUGGAUUACUGGUUUAUGAGAAAUAAUUUUAUCUGAGCACACCUCUAAAAUUGCUUUUGUUGACAUCCUUUACCUCUUAAUUGAAAGAAUUUUUCUUGAAGGGUCAGGCUGAUGAACUGAAAAAGUGUUGGCCUUUUUGUGGGACCAUAUUUCUAAGAUUAAAAAAAUAAAUAUUUUUCCUUCUGUCAUUUUAUGUCAGAGAUGAACAUAUUUUUGGCAGCAUGGCUGCUACACCCUCCAAGAGGCCGCAGCUAGACUCGCAGCACCUCUCACCACUGAUCGUGUGUCUGGAUUUAAAGUCUGGGGCCAGGAUGUCAGAAUGGCCAAAAUAAGAGAAUGUGGCCCUGUUGCCCUAAGACGACCAGUAACUUCCUGCUGAUGCAUCCAGAAGAAUAGUCUUGUUGGCAUUCUGGGACAUUCUGGGCUCCUUGCCUUCUAAUGUGGGAGGGACCCAUGCCUCCUACCAAGACCUCCCAGAGGAAGCGUCUCUCUAAAUAGUAAGGGUGUACAGGCACACAGAGGCCAAAAAUAAAAUUAAAAAGGCCACGGGACUUCUCCUGCCUUAGGGUUCUGAAGAAAGAUGCAGUUUUUAUUGUCGUUUCUAGAAAUAGCUACUCUGGCUGAUAAACAGUGUGAGAGAGGAGAAAGAAGACUGAAGCAGAGGAUCCUCGUGCCUUUUGAAUAAGGAUGAGGAAAUGGCGUCAGAGGAGUCUCGGGAGAGGUGGACUUCCGUGUGUCUGUUGCCCAUUACCUCCCCCUCCUGUGUGAGUGCUCGGAGGCUGGACAUGAGGAGGCGCGGGUGGAGAGGAGCUCCUCAGAGCUGUGGUACACUGAAGGUGAGCACUUUGGUUCUGGAGGCAGACCUGGGCUUCGGAUCUAGGCUGUGUGCUGCUUAGGUGUGUGAACACAGGCUCCUUCCUUAAGCCGGGUGUCACUCAGAUGAGGCACUUAAAGUGCCAGCAAGUGCCCAUCCUAUAGUUUGAUCUUAAUCGCCUUUGUCUAGAAUCAGGUAAUAUCCCCAGAGCUGUUCCUCAUAAUGGUGAUGGAGAGGAAACGGCCGUCAAGGAUCUAACCUGAAAAGCAUCUUGAGGGGUCUGGGGGGCAAGGGACAGAUUGGUGCUCUCCGUCACCAUCCACCAUUCUGGGAUCCCAGCAGAAAAAAACCUGCUAUGGGACCAGGGUCCCCAGGAACACCCCUGAUACCAAAUCAGGCAUGUCUUCAAUUAUACCUCUGGACUGAAGCUUCCAAAUGGGUGGGGGUGGGGGAAAACGGAUGGUAGGAGCUCUGCACUGGGUUGGGGGCUGUGCGAGUUGAGCUGCUCUCUAUACAGCAGGAGGGUUUGGAUACACUGAGGUGUGGCACAGAUGCUAAGGUGCACCCCGCAAUCCCCAACUGGUGUUCACACCCUUGUGUGUAAUUCCCUCCUUUCAGCGUAGGCUCGACCUGUGACCUCUAACCAGCAGAAUAAAGCAAAGAUGACAAAA
Messenger RNA from Equus quagga, 3358 nucleotides. It is a transcript of the gene NECAP2, whose product is annotated as NECAP endocytosis associated 2. The record is from RefSeq and is a predicted model, not a curated record. Gene Ontology annotation, biological process: endocytosis. The transcript has 8 exons. Gene Ontology annotation, cellular component: membrane; clathrin vesicle coat. Lineage: Eukaryota; Metazoa; Chordata; Mammalia; Perissodactyla; Equidae. Bases 35 to 832 code for a protein of 265 amino acids.